Molecule: messenger RNA, 985 nt
Organism: Drosophila ananassae
Lineage: Eukaryota; Metazoa; Arthropoda; Insecta; Diptera; Drosophilidae
Product: trypsin 3A1
Exons: 1
Coding region: 1-804 (267 amino acids)
Biological process (GO): proteolysis
Molecular function (GO): serine-type endopeptidase activity
Source: RefSeq, a predicted model, not a curated record
AUGCUGAGCUUGGAAUUCGGACUGGGUGUCAUCCUAUUUGUGGUGUGCACGACUGGAGGUCAGAACAUAACGGACGGAGGAAAGGAUGGUCGCAUUGUCGGCGGCUGGGAAACGCACAUUAGCUACUUUCCGCACCAAGUUUCGCUUCAGUUGGGCACCCGCCAUGCCUGCGGCGGUACUAUCCUGUCACCCACCAUUAUCCUGACGGCUGCCCACUGUGUGCUUGAAUAUACAAAACCGCAGUAUUAUUUUAUCAGAGCCGGUACCAGUGAGUGGGCCAGCGGUGGAAGUUAUCUAAGAGUUCGCCGCAUCAUUCCGCAUCCCAAAUUCCACGAGCCCACCCGAAUGAACAACGACAUUGCUAUGAUCCAAUUGCAACAACCUCUCGUCUAUAGUCGGGAUAUUCAGCCCAUAUCGUUGGUCACCAAAGAAGAUAAAAUACAGCCAGCUGCACAACUCUUUGUCAGUGGCUGGGGAUCUCUGGGAGUUUCGCAGAUGCAGCCGGAGAAGCGUUUGCGUUACACAGUUGUGCAGCGCAGGGAUCAGGAUCAGUGCGCUCGGAACUACUUUGGAGCUGGAACCGUGACAAGCACAAUGUUCUGUGCGGGAACUCAGAAUGGUGGCAGAGACAGUUGUCAAGGAGAUUCCGGGGGCCCACUAGUAACAUCAAUCGACGGCCGCAUGAAAAUCUUCGGUAUCGUAUCCUGGGGAUUCGGCUGCGCCAACGCCAUGUUUCCUGGAGUUUAUACAAAAGUCUCCGAAUAUGGUGACUGGAUAGCUGAGACUAUGGAUAAACUAGCUUAAUUUUCAAAUUAAUAGUCCAAAGCUUUAGUUAUACUUAAGUUAAUACCUAGUUCCUGUGCAAGUAAUAAGUCUUAUGUUUAAGCUUUUUUCUCCUCUGUAAAUGAACUUUCCAAUAAUCAAUUUGCUAAUUCUCAAGACCAGAUGACUAACAGUAUAACAUAAAAUGCUAAUUAUUGAAAAA